CAGAGUCUGCAAGCGUCACAGAGUCCUGCGGCGACGGGCGGCGCAGGCGCGCAGCAGGCGGCAGGAGCGACACAGGGCGCGCUGGUGCCGCCGCAGCAGCCUUCGCCGCGGGCCGCAUCCCCACAGCACAAGAACAUGGAGCUCGCACUCUGUCAAAGCAUGGACUCCGUCAACACUGCCACCACUGAGGAAGAGGUGCGGACGCUGUUCGUGAGCGGGCUGCCCAUGGAUGCAAAACCACGGGAACUCUACCUGCUCUUUCGAGCAUAUGAGGGUUACGAGGGUUCGCUACUAAAAGUCACCAGCAAGAAUGGGAAAACAGCUUCGCCGGUUGGAUUCGUCACUUUCCACACAAGAGCCGGCGCAGAAGCAGCUAAGCAAGAUCUUCAGCAGGGCGUCCGGUUCGACCCCGACAUGCCGCAAACGAUUCGGCUGGAGUUCGCUAAAAGCAACACGAAGGUCAGCAAGCCGAAGCCGGCAGUUGCCACAGCCGCGCCAGCUGCACACCCCGCAUUGAUGCACCCACUCACUGGACACCUAGCGAGUCCGUUCUUCCCGGGCGGCGGCGCGGAGCUGUGGCACCACCCGCUGGCGUACGGCGGCGAGUUGCCAGCGCUGUCCCACGGACUGGUGCAUCCCGCCAUCCACCCGCAGAUGGCGCCCACCCCCCUGACGCUGGGCGCGUGCGUGCUGCCAGCGCCGGCGCUGGGCUCGCCGGGCGCGGCGGUCCCCGGCGUGCCGGGCCACGCGCCCGCGCAGCACGCGCACCACGCCGCGCACCCCGCACACGCCGCGCAUGCGCAGCCGCCCUGCUCCACCCUCUUCGUCGCCAACCUCGGCCAGUUUGUCUCCGAGCACGAGCUCAAGGAAAUAUUUAGCAGCUGCGCCGGGUUCACGCGACUGCGGCUGCUGAGCGGCUCCAACGGUGGCAGCAGCGGGCCGGUAGCCUUCGUGGACUUCGCGGCCCCCGCCGACGCCGCCGCCGCCAUGGCGCGCCUGCAGGGUGCCCUGCUCCUCAGCUCCGAGGGCGCCAUCCAUCUUGAAUACGCCAGGCAUAAGAUGGCACACAACGGCUGGAUUCUCGCACAUGAAGGAGCCAAAGGCGGAGAAGAGGGCGAACAGCAUUAGCUCGUUCGUGGCUCUCGGCACUUGACAACCAGCUAACUGAGGGACGCGCAAUCUUGAUCCUCUGCAUCGCAUCGGAACUGUACUCCCAGGAGACGGAGCGAACACUACCUACAGCUACAGCGCGUGUCAACACUGCGGAUAACAAUGGAUCAAGAUGUACGGGUCACCGAUGACGACCCUCUCGUAAGAUAAGUAGGUCGCUCUAUCUCCUUCUCACUUAUGUUUCCGUCUCAAUAGCGUCAGAGGUGGUGUGGUGUAUCUUUUCGUUUAUUAUACCAAAUUUAGUAUAAAGGGUUAUUGUAUUAUUAUUAACAUUCCAGGUUAUUGUUUACCGUUCAUAAAAUAUUAUUAUUUGAAAUUAUUAAUUUCAUAGAAAUGUAAUCUGUUUAUUUAAUAUUAUUCAUUUUUAUUGUGUAUUAUACGAUUUAUUUACAACUAACUUAUUGUACGGGAAUGUUUGUAUAUUCGUUUCUACAAGGCCGAUGUAUACAACUGAGAGGAUUUGUUAUGAAUAUAGUGUAUUACCAGAAAUUAAACAUUUUAGGAUAAUAUCUCAUUCGAAUAAGCUAAAAACCAAAGGUGCCCUUCAUAGAAAGAUUACGUUUUGUUAAAUAUAAUAUUUCAAGUUGAAUGAUUUUAAUGAAGUUGUAUGUAAUAAUUACGAUACUUUUGUUUUAGCCUCGAUAAUGUUAGUGUAUUAAAUGAAUUUCAUGACUAUUUCAAAUUAUAUUUACCUAAUACUUACUUUCUUAGUAAUUUUUAUAAUGUUCAAUCACUCGUUAAAGCGCUGGCACUCUAGUGUUGGUCUUACGAUCCUUUCUACCUAUAACUGGAAUUAUUGCAAUAAUGAUAAAGAUUGUGUGUGGGGGACUGGUACUGAGGUGUAUACUGGUGGUACCAGCCAGUUGGUAGGGUAGCGGUAAGCGGGUGCUGGGUCGAGCAGCCGCGCGAUACGGCACGCGGCCCUCAGUGCGCAGGAGUGCACCUCGCUGAACUCAGUCGCGACUCGCAUCGCGCCGCUCUCCUUCUGCGGGCUCCUUUCCUUCUACGUCUGUUUUAUACGACAACACACCAAUAUUUCUUGUGCCUUGCGAAGUUUCUCCUAAAUUUUCGAUACAAGUUAAACCUUGUGAUUUGGACCCCUUGUUCCGGGCCCGCUCGGACGGCCCUAGUUGUCUUUACGGUUAGUGUGCGAUGCGAUACUAUCGAGACCAGUUCAGUCUUGUUGCGAGAAUUUAGCCUUGGCCUUAUGAGAGUUUAAUAACUAAAUGUAAUCAUUAUAUUAAUUAAUUGUAAUUAAAUAUUUGGCGACGAGCGCGCCAACGCUGAAUAGUGAAACAAUUAUUCUACUAUCUGCAUGCUUUGACGAGCUUUUUGGUAAUAAUCUAAUUUAAAAUUUAGUAGUUACUUUUUAUUGUGUAAUCGUUAGGUCAAUACUAUAACUAGAUAAGGGUAUUUAUUGUAGAAAAUCAGCAUAGUUACAUUACUAUUUAAUGAAAGUUAUUCAUACAUAAUAAUGAAACAAUGUAAUGAAAUUUAAAUUUACUGAAGUGUUAGGGUAAUCAAAUGGAAGAUUAAUAUAUUUUUUAUUUUUAGCUAGUUGACUAUCGCAUACAGAGGAAUACUUAGUUACCUAUCAAGUUGCAUGCGGCGCGCGGCGUCGCGCGUCGCGUAACGCCGGGCGUAACUACGCAGUACGCUACGAGCACACUGUACAACCGUGCGAGCGAGAUAGCAAUAAACCAAAAAAUGAAAUCUUAAUGUUAUUGUAGGUAGUGACGUAUUCUGCUGAUGAAAACAUGUAAAAAUUAUACAAAAAAAAAAGUAAAAAAAAAUCCCUGCUUAGGCUAUAAUAAUAAGGUUUUGGAUAUUUGGGUUAAAUGUUGAAGCGACAAAAUAUAUUAUACGAGGUAUUCACGACGGUACGUCGCCGGAGAUUCCGCAUGUGAAUUCUUAUGAAAAUCUCUUAGUCAAUAUAUGAUAGAAAUUUCGUCAAUUUUUGACUUAGCAAAAUUUUAUACGUUGUUUAUAAUAACUAAACUUUCACAAUGUACCGAACGUCGUGGCGUAAAGACCAAAGAUAAAGGAUAUACAAUAUAAUUUUAAUACUAACCUCAGACCGUACCAAACUUAUAUUUUGUAGGCAAAUGUACUGGCAAUAAAGUUUUGUAAAAAGACGCGAAACAUUGUUGAAAUUCCAAAAGUAAUCUGGCUAUUCAGGACAAAAAUAUGAAAAUUACCAUCAAAUGAUAGGUUGUAUCUAAUCCCUGCACUGUGUGGAUUACGCACACAGUGCAGAAUUAAGAUGCCUUUACACGUUUGCACGUUAUUUGUCAUCUCACUAGAACCAAAUAUGUUACAUAACACUGUUAACUAUGUUUCUAUUUAUCUACGUUUUUAAUUAAAUAUCACAAAUGUUAAUAAUACCCACUGAACAACAUGAACAACAAAUUUUAUGUAAUUUGUGUAAAAUGUCAGAUUCUCUUAUAUUCGUCAUACAUUGUCGGUUUAAUAGUUAAGCUAAGUCAAUGUUUACUUAUUUUAUUCGAUAUGUAAUGCUAAUUCGUAUGUAAGUAAUUGUGUAAUAAUGUAGUAGUGAUCUCCCAUACCUUCGGCGUCGGUGUACUCGACCGCAGACUAAAAUACAACGAAAAGUUAGAUUUUUCUUUUCUGUUGUCUUGGUGUCUUUCAAUGGCUUUAGCGAAUUAUAACGAAAAAGCUCUCUUGCAAGAAUGAUCUGAUAUAGAUAUCUGAAGCCAUUGAAAUACUAGACGUUUGGUUUGCACGUGAUCGCCGCCAUCUUGUUGCACGACUGUUGCGCAUAGAGCGGCGCAGCGUCAAGAUGGCGCGGGCGUGGACUGCGCGAGAGUCGCCGCCGCCGCCAUGAUUCCGUCCAACAACCGUAGAUAGCGAGUAAGAGACGUCCAGUGGCUGCGGACACGGCUACGUCACCUUUUGCGGGACUACUCGAUACAUAUCAUCGUGUAAUAUUAAUGUGUAAUUAGAAGUAAAGAGCGGUUUCAUAGAGACGUUUAUUCUGUAUUAUCGUCUACUACUUAUAAUGCAAUCGGCUGUAUGUCACGCUAAAUUCGAAAUUUGUUUUAAUGAUGUUUAUCACUUGGCAAUUCGGAUCCUCUGAAAGUAACCUUCGCUUGCGUGUAGCUCCAGUUGAUUUACCUCUCGGCAUCGAACAGACGAAGCGUAAAAGCUAUAUUUUGUUAACGUUUACUGUGAAAUCGGGUAGACGGAGUGGUUAGAGAUGGUCAGUAACGACCAGCGAUGGUCGUGGUGGUGAGUAGGAGCCGCGCGCGUGACAUUGGCUCGCAUGUGAUAGGGUAGAGUAGGGGUGUAGCAUCGCCUUGCAAGUUAGGUUAAGUGAAGCGGUAACAAACAAACGCCGUGCAUCGGAAACAUAUCAAUUCUGUGCCCCUUAAUAAAUUUAGUUAAAUACUAAUCUAAGAGAUACAUAUGAAUAGAAUAAAAGAAACAAAAUAAUCGUUUGGAGUAUCAAAUACAUACUAAGUGUUGUUUUCGUACGUUGACGAAAUAAUAAUGUGAAUUAGAUUGUGUUUAUAAUGGAUCAUUACGCAUAGUACCCGAGUAGUGUCGCGCAAGUUUGGAUUUACUUUAACUUAUCGCUGCAUAGAUUUUAAAUGUUAUUUUUAUUGUUAUUUU
Molecule: messenger RNA, 4803 nt
Organism: Pectinophora gossypiella (pink bollworm)
Lineage: Eukaryota; Metazoa; Arthropoda; Insecta; Lepidoptera; Gelechiidae
Gene: cpo
Product: protein couch potato
Exons: 9
Coding region: 136-1128 (330 amino acids)
Molecular function (GO): mRNA binding
Source: RefSeq, a predicted model, not a curated record